Molecule: messenger RNA, 2106 nt
Organism: Rotaria socialis
Lineage: Eukaryota; Metazoa; Rotifera; Eurotatoria; Philodinida; Philodinidae
Source: the annotation of a GenBank genome assembly
AUGGAACACGAUAUUUUGCAACGCCGCUCGGCAGCUACUGUCAAGAAUAUGGGAGUAAAUUCCUAUUUUCAAGUUAUUUCUGCAUUUCGUGCUCAAGGUGAUCUUACAGAAAAUAAAUUAACUAUUUUACCUGUUUUACAAAAUGCAUUCGGUAUUAGUCAUGAACGACAUACAGCGGAAGUAAAGCGUGCACUCUAUGAUGAACAGUUAUCUGACAUAGCUACAAGUAUUAAUCCAUCAUCGACUACAACAAAUUGGGAAAUGGAAGCUAACUAUACAUAUCCAACAGUUGUUCAUCGUCCUCCAAAUACAAAAUAUAUUCAAGUAGCUGAACAAGUUUUACAAACAACAUUACCAAUAACAAUGAUUCAAUAUCCUCAACCUAUCACAACUACAAGAUUAAAUAGUGAUUUACAAAAACUUGUUCAUGAUGAAGUAAACCAGGACGGAAUAAAAAAUGCAACCCACCACCACCAACAACAACAAUCGAAUAAUACACCGAAACCAAAUUUUAAUAAUACAGAUCUUAACGGUUCAAAAGUUGUUCGUUUAGUUCGUGCUAAACAAGCACCAAAACGUAAAUCAAGUUUAGACACAUUAAUUGAAGUUGUACAAAAGGAAUUACUUCGUGUCAAUGAGCAAGCAAAUGCAAUUUCACCAACCAAAUUACAAACCCCAAUUUCAACACUUCAUCGUCCGAUAAUAUCAUCGAUUUUACCAUCAUCACAUUCAAGUUCUUUAACAUCACAAACAGCUCAACCAUUUAAAAUAACACGUAAACGUGGUAUUGAAAACUUCAGUUUUCCCAAAAAGAGUUUCUCAUUACAACAACGUAUCAAAUCGUUUAAUGGCGAUGACAACAAUAAUGAUGCCGAACAAGCAAUCAAUGUUAUACAAGCAGGUUCAGAAAAUAUCGAAGAAAUUGUUCGUGAGACUGUAGACAGACUUGUUGCUAUAACACUUAUGAAUAAUGCACCAUUUGUUGUUAACAUGCUUACAGCUAUUCCAAAUAAUGAUAACAGUACAAAUACAGAAUCAAAAACUUUGACUAGUGCUCUUAUUGGAAAUAAUACAUUGAAAUCUCAAUCACCUUUAACCGUUUCGAAAUCGGAUUAUUAUCGUAAUGAUCUUACAUUACUUUCAUCAACAGCAAGUGAUAUUAGAAAUUCAGCACAGCAAACAUCUCCUAUGAAACAACAAAUUCAUCAUCCCCAAUUAAUUAUUCAGCCAACAACAACAUCAACAAGCUCUAUGCCAACAAUGCAAGGAACAACAACGCCAACACUUUUCGUUGCUCCACGCAUAUUAAAUUUUCAAACAGUAGUACCGAAACCAACAACAAAUAUUCAAAUAGGAAAUACAAAAAUUAUUCUUGUUUCACCAUCGAAUAUAGCACAACAUUUACCACACUCAACAUCUAUUCAAACCCCGUCGAAUAUACAUUCACACCGUCACCACCAACAGCAACAGCAACAGCAACAACAACAAAAUCUUGUUAGUAAUAGUCCUGUUAAAUUAGUUAAAUUUGCUACAGCAACAAAUAAUAAUAGCUCAAUAACAACACGCCCAACAAUAAAUACAACGCAAGCAUCAACAGUAGCAUUACCCAAAAAUGUUCAAAUUGUUAUACCAUCUCAAACACCAUCAACAAUACAAUUAACACGAGCACAUAAUGAUGAUUCAAAUAAAUCUAUUUCAACAGCAACAUUUCGUUCAGUUGCAAAUGCACCAAUGUCGUUAGCAGCGUGUACGGUUGAUUCAAUUCCUCAAGCAUCACAAGAAGUAACAAUAUCAACAUCACCAAUGUCGUCACCACCUCUAACAACUAGCGCAUUGGAUCAUCAGCAACAAUCAUCUCUAGGUACCACAACUAAUGUUGUUUCUUCGAAUUCAAAUAAUCAAUCACAGAAUAAUACAAAUAGUCAACAACAAAGUUUUCCCGUGAAUCCAUUAGAAAAUAAUAAUACUAAUGGUUCAACUGUAGAAAAAUCACGACGACGUUCAUCCAGUAGUGCAUCGAUUGAUAAGCCUGUCGGCAAAGUUUUACGACCGAUUACUAAAGUCCUUCCAGUUUAUUCGCCUAACAAUAGUCAUGAUCAUGGUUAG